Messenger RNA from Diatraea saccharalis (sugarcane borer), 1449 nucleotides. NCBI's taxonomy places the organism in Eukaryota, Metazoa, Arthropoda, Insecta, Lepidoptera, Crambidae. The record is from the annotation of a GenBank genome assembly.
GAACGUAACGCGAGCCUUCAAAGAAAUCGUGUUUAGUUGGCUUAUUUUGGAGGCACAUGUAGUUUUGCCUGUAUUUAAACGCAUAAUACUGAAUAGAAGUUCAUCAUAAUUGAUUAAAUAACUAUUCACAAUGCAGGGGCCAGCAGUAUUUAUGGACAUAUCGCUGGAAGAUCAAGCGCUAGAACUCCGGAAAUAUUUCAAAAGUCUUGGGGCUGAAAUAUCUGAAGAAAAAUCUCCGAAAGGAAUUGAAGAUGAUCUCCAUAAGAUAGUAGGAGUUUGUGAUGUGUGCUUUAAAGAACCAAAUGAGUCCGAUAUUGAAGCUAUACUAAACAGUAUUGUUUCCAUAAUGGUGUCUAUUCCAUUAGAGAGGGGUGAAAACCUUAUUCUAGCUUUUAGUCAGAGGCUUACAAAAGCUCCUGGUCCUAGACUGGGAAUGGUAGCCCUGCAGUCUUUGUGGCGUUUAUACAAUAACCUUGAAGCCAAUUCACCUCUCCGUUACCAUGUUUAUUACCAUGUUAUCGAGCUUGCAGCACGUGUUGGCUUCGUCCGAGAAGUGUUUACGGGUGUGGAACAACUACGGAAAGAGUUUGCAAACUGCCCACCUUCCAAUGAGCAAAUGCAGAAAUUAUACAGAUUAUUGCACCAGGUGUUAAAAGACCAAAAUAGUGAAUUGGCAGCAAAAGUAAUGAUUGAGUUAUUAGGUACAUACACUGAUGAAAAUGCUUCAUAUGCCAGAGAGGAUGCUAUCAAAUGUAUUGUGACAGCUUUGGCUGAUCCAACCACAUUCCUUUUGGAUCCCCUUUUGUCAUUGAAACCAGUAAGAUUCCUGGAAGGAGAACUAAUACAUGAUCUACUCACUAUUUUUGUUUCGGAGAAGUUGUCCAGUUAUCAAGCUUUUUAUAAUAAUCACAAAGAAUUUGUUCAGUCCCAAGGGUUGAAUCAUGAACAGAACAUUAAGAAAAUGAGAAUACUGUCAUUUAUGCAAAUGGCAGAAUCUAAUCCUGAAAUCACAUUUGAUGAAAUUACAACAGAACUUCAAAUUGAAGAGAAAGAUGUUGAAGCAUUUAUUAUCGAAGUGUUAAAAACGAAAUUGGUACGUGCACGUAUGGACCAAGCAUUACGCGUAGUGCGUGUGUCGAGUACGAUGCAUCGCACAUUCGGUCACGCGCAGUGGCUGCAGCUGCGUGACGUAUUGCGAGCGUGGCGGGCUAACGUACAGCAAGCACAAGACGCGAUGGAUGGCGUCACUGUUGCCCAACAAGAAUACGCUGCACAGCAGAAGCCAUAGCCGCGUGUCAUCUAUAUGUCUCGCAUCUAUGAUUACAAAUUCCCCACCAGAUGCCAAUGAGGAUCUUAAAUCAAUGGAAUAUUCCAAUGAUUGUUGUAUUAUCUAAUAAUUAGGUAUGGAUAAACAUAGAUGCGGAUCAUUUGUAAUUAUAUCAUUUAUAU